AUGUUUGUUUGUUUUUCCAGGUCGAUAAUUGCUAAUGAUACAACAACGGCUUCCACGAGUGCUAUUAACGUUCUACCGGUAGAUACGAUAAAUAUAAACGAAAAUGUUCAAAAUUUUAUUGGUGUUUGGCUUGAUAAUAGCUCUGUAGAAAGAAAGACAGAUGUUUCUAACUAUAACAAUGAAGAUUAUUUAAAAACACAAGCCAGCUUGGAUCUUGUUUUCACGUAUUUAAAGUCCUAUAUCGAUCCAUUUAAAUUUUUUUUUGACAUAGAUUCUGCUUCAAUCGCUGGAAAAAUAUUCUUAGUUGUAUCGCACUUAGAAGAUGAACAUGUCAUUUCUCUUGUACAUAGUCGAUCUGAAAUCGAAUUCAUUUACGUGUACCACCCACAGAAUAGUAUUGCCGAGAAAAAGAAAGAUGAUGGGUGGAUCCAAAAGUAUCCAAAAAUUCGCGGUGGUGUCUUCAUGACUAGGGAUAAUUUAUGCGCUCAAAUAAAAGCUGACAUUGAUGAAUAUUCUAGUGAUGAACAAAUAGAACUAAAUACAGUUCAAGAGGAUAAAAGUUAUGAAUCGACAACUACUACCAACCGUACAACUAUUACUAGUACUUCGUCUAGCAGCAAAUAUACUCUACCGCCAAUGGCUAUUUUUACUUCGGAUACAAAAGAAAAUGUUAUUCACAACUUAAACAAAGAAUCUGCUUCAUUCAUUUGGUUUCAAUUAUUGGCUGAAAUUUUACUUCGUAUGUCUCAUUCGGAUGAAGCAAAAGAAGAUAUGUUAAAUGAAUGUCUUUCGCACACUCUUUUAACACUCGGUGAUUUUUUGAGAGAAGCUGGUGAAUAUAAGAAAGCUGAAAACUAUUAUCGACGAUUACUAGUUGAAUUUCCACAAAAAACGGAUGAAAUGAGAGGAAUUAUUUAUAAUAAUUUAGGUUUAGUUCGUCUAGAAGGAGGUGAUCCUGAUGUAGCACUAGAAUAUUUUGAAAACGCAGAAAAUAUCUUAAAACCAUUAAAUAGUGAUCUACCAUUGGCUGCUACAUAUGGUAAUAAACAAAUGGCCUAUUGUCAUAAAGGUAAUUAUCAUGCUGCAUUUCAAAAUCAUGAAAAAACUCGAGAAAUUAUAUUAAAAUCAUUACCGGCUAAUGAUCCAUCGAUGAUUAAAAUUCAUAUAAAUACGGGUGUUACAUAUCAUAAAAAAGGAAAUUAUGAUGAGGCUCAAAGAAAUUAUCAAAAAGCUCUUGAUCUUCAAUUAAAAGCUGAAAAAUAUCCCCCCGAUCUGUCAGCAAUUUAUAAUAAUAUGGGUGGUUUAUAUUACAGUAAAGGUGAUUAUGAAAAUGCUUUGAAAUAUUUUAAUAUGGCACAUGAGACUGUAGUCGAUUUUUUACCUCAAACACAUUCUUGGUUAUUGGAUUAUAGACGAAAUAUAGCAGCUGCAGUUAACCACGAUAGAAGUACGCCCAAAAAACUAAAACGUCAGUAG
Messenger RNA from Didymodactylos carnosus, 1476 nucleotides. The record is from the annotation of a GenBank genome assembly. Lineage: Eukaryota; Metazoa; Rotifera; Eurotatoria; Philodinida; Philodinidae.